GCUUAUAUAUAGCAGUCCCAGAACAUAACGCUAAAGCACAGUACAAUGCGUUCACUAUACGAACUCCCACCCCUCUGUCCACAAGUACAUUCAUCAAUCUUUGGGCCGAAAUUCAUACACAUUCAAUUACUGAUCCAGAUGAGGCAGCUGCGUACGAAAGAGACUCUCUGAAAGCGUAUGGGGCGUUUUAAAGACCCCGAAACUAUGAUUAUAGACGGGUUUGUUUUAAAAUAGCGAUUGGGACUUUUAAUUAUGAGUUGUUGGAAUCCGCUGGAUGGAUGGACGGACGUUACGUGGUAGUUUAUGAGUGAACGGACCGGUGUGCUGAACGGGUUCAGUCUGAUCAGGUCUGAAAUGAAGAAUAUCACCUGUAUCUCUGGGACGACCCGACCUCAACGGGCCUCCUGGCUGCAAGUGUUAUUUUUGAUGCUCUUUUGGACCUGUUUAAAAGCACAACAGUUAAAAAACACUAGAUGGCCUCUGUAUUCCGGCAAGCCUUUGCUCUUGGCUUGGAACGCUCCUACUGAAGACUGCAGACCUCGACAUGAUGUCACCUUCCAGCUGGAUCAAUUCCAGAUAGUGGCGUCUCCAAAUGAGGGCUUCACCAAGCAAAAUCUCACAAUCUUCUAUCAGGACCGCUUGGGUUUGUACCCGUACUUUAAACCAGAUGGCACUCCAGUCUAUGGAGGGCUACCGCAGGCUGCCAGUCUCACACAACACCUAGAAAAGAUGCCAGAUGGACUCAAGAAGUACAUAAGAGACCAAGCAGUCAAAGGUCUAGCUGUAAUCGACUGGGAAGAGUGGCGGCCCCUUUGGAUACGAAACUGGGGACCUAAACUUAUUUACCGCGACCGUUCGCAACGAUCAGUUGCUGAGAAAAACCCAACUUGGCCUCAAGAUCAAGUAACCAAAGUGGCCCAGCAAGAGUUCGAACUCUCUGCACGAAAGUUCAUGUUGGAGACUCUUCGAUUAGCCAAAAGUUUACGCCCCCAGCAGCUGUGGGGAUACUACCUCUUUCCGGACUGCUACAACCACAAUUACCAAACUAACCUGCAGAACUACACGGGACAGUGUCCGGACAUAGAGGUGAGCAGGAACAAUGAACUGAAGUGGCUGUGGACGGAGAGUACAGCUCUAUAUCCUUCAGUGUACAUAGGGAAAAUCCUGAAGGACAACCCGAAAGGACGGCAGUUUGUGAGGAACCGGGUGAAAGAGGGGAUGAGAUUGGCGUCUGUUGGGGACGGAUCUGCUCGACCAGUGUUUGUCUACACACGGCCCACUUACCUAACUAACACGACCAGCAGCAACCCUGCUGAACUCCUGCUGCUGACUGAGAUGGAUCUGGUGUCGACUAUCGGUGAGAGUGUAGCGUUGGGCGUCGCGGGUGUCAUUCUGUGGGGCGACUCCACCUACGCCAGCAGUCAGGCGACGUGCUCGAGUCUGAACGAGUAUCUGCGCGGGCCGCUGGGUCGAUAUCUGCUAAACGUGACGUCGGCCGCUGAGCAGUGCAGUCGAAAUCUGUGCGGUUUCCGUGGCCGUUGCCUCCGCAAACAGCCCAACACGGACACAUACCUGCACCUGAGUGCUAGCACACAUCGUAUAGAGCGACAGGCUAACACGCUAAAGCUAACAGGACAGAUGAGCGAGGAAGAACUGGGACGCUUGCGUGAUGACUUCCAAUGUCAGUGUUAUAAUGGUUACAGCGGCGACGACUGUAGUAUAAAGGACAACGGGAAUCGAGCGGCAUCGCUAUGGACUAGCGCUUUACAAAAUUUGGUGUUACCGUUGAUUUUGAUGGGGUUUCUACACUGAAAGCUGCAACGUGGUAAGACUUUGUGCAGAUUACAACACAUAUGGAGGUGUUUGAAACAUGCGUUUGGAUUUACAUGUAGUGUAGUGGCGGCUUUUGUUCGAGGAUGAGCGAGGAUCGCCCCCUGCUGCACUGGAAGAAGAACUACACUGUGCGAUAUGAGUAUCUUUAGUGUACACUAAUGGUCAAAUUUUUUAAAUGUUUAUACUGCUCUCCAUGACUGAUUUUAUUUGAUCAAAUUACAGUAAAAUUUUAAAAAAAUAUUAAUUUAAAUUACGUUUUCCUUUUGAAAGUUCGAAUGUAAUUUAUUCCUGUAAUUUUUAAAGCUUUUAAUUUUUUUCACAUCAUUUCUCUAGUCUUUGGUGUCACAUGAUCCUUCAGAAAUCAUUCUAAUAUGAUGAUCUGCUGCUUAAGACACUUAAGCAUGAUUUUUUAUUAAUUAUAAUUAUUUUUUAUAAUUAUUAAUAAUUAUUAACAUUAUUAUUAUUAUCAUUAUUGGUGUUAAAUUUCAUGUUUUGUGGAAACUAAAAUGGCUCCGACCAUUAACAUUAUUUUACUUUUAUUCAUCAAGGACACUUUAAAGUGGACAACAAUAAAAGUAAAGACAUUUAUAUGCUGUCAUUUUCAUGAAAUAAUCGAAAAGUUUCCAAUAAAAUAAUGAAGCGGGAAAAAACGUUUUCAACUUUGAGUGCCAAAAAUAAAAGAGCAGCUGAUUAUCAUAGUUUAAAUCACAGGUGUCAAAUCCAGUCCCUGGAGGACCGCAGCUCUCCACAGUUUACCUUUAACCUUAAUUAAACUAAUUGAGUCCUUCAGGCUUGUUUGAAAUCUACAAAUGUGUUGAAGCAGGAUUGGAACUAAACUGUGCAGAGCUGCGGCCCUCCAGGAACUGGAUUUGACACCUAAAGGAUCACGCAACACUGAAGACUGAAGUAAACUUGACCUCAAAUCAAAAAGAUGAAUAAAUUUAAGCUCCCUUGACUAAAAAAACUAUUUUUUAAUUCUAAUAUUGUACAUUUUUUACAGUUCAUGUUUUUGAUCAAAUAAAUGCAGCCUUAUUCAGCAGUAUAGACUUUAAAAAUUAAAAAUUAAAUUGACAGUUAGAGUACAAGUGUUUGUAAAUGAUUGGUUUCUUUAUUUUUUUAUUAGUGUAAAAUUAUAGAUGUGGGGGUUUCAGCUGUCAUUUGAGGCCUUUAUUUCUGUCAGUCUUUAUAUCUGCGCAAAACCAGUUGUGACCUUAUUGUCGUCAUGCGUCACGUGAGCAGCUUUUUAAAACCAACACCAAUUAUGCUAACACUUCAGUUUAGGCCACAGUUCACGAACUCAUUAACUAACACAAAUCAUUAACUAACACUACUAGCAUAACAGCUGUUUAUUAAUAGUUAGUAAGGUAGAAGUUGUGUUUUGGGUAGGAUUAGGGAUGCAGAAUAAGAUCAUACUUAACUACUAAUGAACAGUUCAUAGCUUAAUUGUAGAUGGGUAAUAAGCCAGUAGUUAAUAACAUGAUUUGUGACCUAAACUAAAGUGUUAGAUAAAUUAUUAUUAUUAUUAUUAUUAUUAUUAUUAUUAUUUUCAACGCUGCUGCCUCAUCAAAAUCACAUUUCACUUCAAAAUUAGGAGAAAACUGUGCUAAAUCAGUUAAAUAAAUAUCAACAUCAGAUAUAAAUCACAAUUAUUAUAUCACCAUGCUAUAAAUUAUUCACAUUAAAUGCAUAAUCAUGAUACUUUUUUUAAAUGAUCAUGAAAAUUGCAGAAAGAUUUAUAAUAGUCCUGAAAUGGUUUGUUUUAAUCGCAAAAUGUUUUAUAAAAUAGUUUGCGGGUGAACUGUGAGGAUGGAUGUGUUUUUACAGGUUUUCUUCAUACACUGUUAGAUAGUGAGUGAUUUUUUUGAAAAUCUUGCCAAAAACAUGACCAUAAACGUCACAUCAGCCUUUCAGUGUUGUUGGUUUUUUUUGUCUGUGUUGCACAAAACUAUAUUUGGAGAGCAAAUGUCCUCUUAAAAUGCUGAACUCUGCAUUUCUCUGUAUUAUAUUUGUGUGGGAUAAACUGGAAAGGUUUAUUUUCGUACGAUCAGCACGAGUUUGUCCAAAAAAAAACUGUUGUUGUUUCUUGUGCCUUUACAAAGUUCACCAAAAAAGCUUCCAUCACCAAUAUUAUUAUUUCCAAACCUUGCUUUCUUGGUUUGUAAAUGAUGACUUGUGAAUAUUUUGGAGUGACAAAUCUUUUUAGUUGGUUGAAACAAGUGUGAAAUGAAACCUAAAAGCCUGUUUGCAUUUCAGGGGAUUUGUUUAUUUUUCAUACCAUAAACAUUUUUGAUACUGGAUUGUGCUUUUUCUUGUUGUUCAGACUGAAUUUUUCAUCAGGGUUUUUGUGAAAGACUGAGUGAGUUGAUUUGAAUGUGGUUUGUUUAAUAUUUUUACAAUAAAUCUUAUAUUUAAAAACUA
This is a messenger RNA of Danio aesculapii, 4251 nucleotides long. RefSeq names its product hyaluronidase 2b (gene hyal2b). The transcript has 4 exons. The record is from RefSeq and is a predicted model, not a curated record. Gene Ontology annotation, molecular function: hyalurononglucosaminidase activity; hyaluronoglucuronidase activity. The coding region runs from base 304 to 1812 and encodes 502 amino acids. NCBI's taxonomy places the organism in Eukaryota, Metazoa, Chordata, Actinopteri, Cypriniformes, Danionidae. Gene Ontology annotation, biological process: hyaluronan catabolic process; carbohydrate metabolic process.